CGGUGCCGCCCCUCUAACGCCGGUGUCCGCGAACGCAUCCUGCCAUUGACAAACAGCGUGAAUGAGGUCUUUGAACGCAGCACGCAGCAUAACAAAGGAGCGGGCCGGGGCCGCCCCCCCUCCCGGCUUGGCGCAAUGAAGCACCAUGCUUCCCAUCAUGCAGCGCUCGCGUCUACUCCUCCGCCGAGCCGCCAUGUUGUCGGAGUGAAAUCCUGGGGUGCCAGAGAGAAACUGGGGCCGAAAUCCGCGACCAUCCACCCUCUCCGCCGGCUGUGGUGGAAUGAGCAGUGUGUGUUGAAGAGGAAAGCAGUGCUCUGGCAGGAUUCCUUCAGCCCCCACCAUAGAACUACACCCCCCAGCAUGCCUGUGGUGCUGAGCAGUGGAGGACACGCCCCUCCCACUGGGCAAACCCCUCUGGCCACGCCCCCCAGCCAGCAGGGUGUGGCGGGUGCUGGACGCUCCCAGGAUGACGCCAUGGUCGACUACUUCUUCCAGCGGCAGCACGGCGAGCAGCCUGGCAAACAUCGCUGGCCCACUGGGGACAACAUCCACGACAGCCAGGUGCGCUCGAUGGACGAGCUGAACCACGACUUCCAGGCCCUGGCACUGGAGGGACGUGCGAUGGGAGAGCAGCUGCUCACUGGCAAGAAGUUCUGGGAGACGGACGACUCUGGGAAGGACGGGCCAAAGGGAAUCUUCCUGGACCAGUGGCGGGACAGCGCAUGGGGGGCCUCAGAUCACUCGGUGUCACAGCCAAUCAUGGUGUCCCGCCGGCCAGGACAGGGCUUCCACGGCGGCGGCGAAGUCGGCGUGGGCUCUGUCAUGUCUCCGCGGUCCGAAAGCGGGGGUCUGGGCGUGAGCAUGGUGGAGUACGUCCUGUCCUCGUCGCCGGCGGACAAACUGGACUCCUGCCUUCGGAAAGGACCAUACCGGGACGGAGAGGUGGAGGACGACAAGAGGGACAAGCCCAAAACGGCGUUUGAGGGAGAGAAGUUGAAAGAGCUGACAGAAAGCGAGGCUGACGUCAUCAAUGACGUCAUCAACCCCAACGGGCUGCCCGUGCAGAAUGGCCUCGAUGUGGAUGUCAAAGAGUUUGGCCGCCCUCCAGGCAACAUGGUGCCCUCAGGCCCCGAGGUGGACCUCCUCGGGGGUCCCGGUGGCGUCGGAGUGGACGGGCUGACACAAUUAGGAGGCGGCGGAGGCCACAAACCCCCGGACGACUUCUCCGGCGUGGACCAAGGCGGGGUCGCCAUGGACCCCAUGGAGUCGGUGAUGGAGCCGCUUCAGUUUGACUACAACUCGCAGAUGCCCAUGGACUCUGCGCCCACCGUGGGCCUCUUUGAUUACGCCAACCAGCAGCAGCUAUUCCAGAGGAACAACGCUCUGGCGGUGCAGCAGCUGACGGCGGCGCAGCAGCAACAGUACGCUUUGGCAGCCGCGCAGCAGUCACACAUUGGUCUGGCACCGGCAUUCGUGCCCAACCCGUACAUCAUCAGUGCCGCCCCGCCAGGCACAGACCCCUACGCAGCGGGGCUCGCAGCCGCAGCAACUCUCGGCCCGGCAGUGAUGCCUCCUCAGUACUACGGCGUCACCCCCUGGGGGGUCUACCCAGCCAACCUAUUCCAGCAGCAGGCAGCUGCAGCCAACAACUCCGCCAAUCAACAGGCGGCCAACCAAGGCCAGCAGAACCAGCAACAGGUGAUGCGUGCGGGAGGCAACCAGCGACCUCUGACCCCCAACCAGGGGCAGCAAGGGCAGCAAAAUGACCAGCUGGUUGCGGCGGCGGCGGUCAACUCCGCCCUGGCCUUUGGGCAGGGGCUUGCAGCAGGAGUGCCUGGUUAUCCGGUCCUGGCGCCCGCAGCCUACUAUGACCAGACCGGCGCCCUGGUGGUCAACACCGGAGCGCGCAGUGGGCCCGUCCGCCUCAUGGCGCCCGCGUCUGUCAUCAUAUCUCCGUCUGCGGCGCAAGCAGUUGCAGCAGCGGCGGCCUCAGCGGGCGGGGCCAACGGGGGCCUGGGCGGCGGGGCCAACGGUCCUUUCCGUGCCAUGACCUCCCAGCAGCCUCAGCAGCAGGGUGGCCCCGGCGGCGCUCUCGGCGGGAGCUCCUUCUACGGCUCCUCCUCGCUCAGCUCCUCCUCCCAGAGCUCCUCCCUCUUCUCGCAAGGUUCUGGCCAGCCCGGCUCCGCCUCCUUGGGGUUCAGCCAGCCCGCCUCCUCGUCCCUCGGCGCCACGCUCGGGGCCACGUUGGGAGGCUUCGGCACUGCAGUGGCUAACUCCAGCGGAGGCAGCGGCUCCAGGCGAGACUCCCUGACAGGCGCCAGCGAGCUGUACAAACGCACACCCUCUAGUCUGACCCCCAUCGGCCACGGGGGGUUCUACAACGGCACCUUGGGCUUCAGUCCCUCCCCCGGCCCCGUGGGCAUGCCCCUUCCCAACCAGGGCCCCUCCCAUUCUCUCACCCCUCCACCCUCGCUGUCCAAUCACAGCUCUUCAUCCAACCUCAAUCUGGGAGGCUUGACCAAUGGCAGCGGGCGCUUCAUCUCCGCCGCCCCGGGCGCCGAGGCCAAAUACCGUAGCGCCGCCAGCUCGGGCUCCUCCCUCUUUUCGCCCAGCAGCCAGCUGUUCCCGUCGUCGCGGCUACGCUACGGCAUGUCGGACGUGAUGCCGUCGGGCCGGAGCCGCCUGCUGGAGGACUUCAGGAACAACCGCUACCCCAACCUGCAGCUGCGGGACAUCGCCGGCCACAUCAUGGAGUUCAGCCAAGACCAGCACGGCAGCAGGUUCAUCCAGUUGAAGUUGGAACGAGCCAGUCCAGCCGAGCGCCAGCUGGUCUUCAGUGAAAUCCUGCAGGCCGCCUACCAGCUCAUGGUGGACGUCUUCGGCAACUACGUCAUCCAGAAGUUUUUUGAGUUCGGCAGCCUGGACCAGAAGCUGGCGCUGGCCGAGAGGAUCCGAGGCCAUGUGCUCUCCCUGGCCCUGCAGAUGUACGGCUGCAGGGUCAUUCAGAAGGCCCUGGAGUUCAUCCCCUCCGAUCAGCAGGUCAUUAGCGAGAUGGUGCGAGAGCUGGACGGCCACGUGUUGAAGUGCGUGAAGGACCAGAACGGCAACCACGUGGUGCAGAAGUGUAUCGAGUGUGUCCAGCCGCACGCGCUACACUUCAUCAUAGACGCCUUCAAGGGACAGGUGUUUGCCCUCUCCACCCACCCGUACGGCUGCCGGGUCAUCCAGCGCAUCCUGGAGCACUGCCUCCCCGAGCAGACGCUGCCCAUCCUGGAGGAGCUCCACCAACACACGGAGCAGCUGGUGCAGGACCAGUACGGCAACUACGUGAUCCAGCACGUGCUGGAGCACGGCCGGGCCGAGGACAAGAGCAAGAUCGUGGCGGAGAUCCGGGGAAACGUGCUGGGACUCAGCCAACACAAGUUUGCCAGCAACGUGGUGGAGAAGUGUGUGACGCACGCCUCGCGGGCCGAGCGGGCGGUGCUGAUCGACGAGGUGUGCAGCCUGACGGAGGGCCCCCACAGUGCCUUAUACACCAUGAUGAAGGACCAGUACGCCAACUACGUGGUGCAGAAGAUGAUCGACGUGGCGGAGCCCACCCAGCGCAAGAUCGUCAUGCACAAGAUCCGGCCCCACAUCUCCACGCUGAGGAAGUACACGUACGGCAAACACAUCCUGGCCAAGCUGGAGAAGUACUACAUGAAGAACGGCGUGGACCUGGGCCCCCUCUGCGGGCCCCCCAAUGGCAUCAUGUGAAACACCCUUUUGAAGGAACGGGGUCUCGUCUUUUCCCUACACCCGCCCCCGUUUCCGUGGCAACCCCUCAGGAGGAGCCUGUUGCUACGGGCAGCUUUUUUAGGUCAAAUGUCCGGGACCCCUCCCCGCCGCCAUCCACGGCCGCCCGAGCCGGGCGUGCUUAACUCCGGGUGAGAGGUGAGAGAGACUCCUUCCAUUUCCUUCUUCCCUUUCUUGUUUUGUCUCCUUGCCUCCAUCUUUGUUUCACUUUGACGCUCCUCCUUCAUUUCCACACCAGCCUACACAUCACUUAGCAUGGGAGAUGGCUUUUCUGCUCUUUGCUUCUAUAAAUAUAACGUGUAUACUUGGUGUAGACCUUUGCAUAUACAUAUAUACAUACAUAUAUAUAUAUAUAUAUAAAUAUAUAUAUACAACUUUGUAGUUUUUUCUGGGUUUUGAUGUUGACUCUGUAUCUAUAAUGUAUCCUAGUAGUGACCACAUACUGUAUAAUUGUACAUUUGUAAACCCUUGUAAUGUAAAAGUGCUUUACCGCCAUUUUUUGGUAUGAGGGAAGGAAAAAAAAAAAGAAAAAAAAGGCAAGAAAAAGAGCUGGCGCUGGAGAACAAAAAAAAAAAAAAGAAGUUAGAACUCCCCCUUGUGCAUUUCAGUGUAUAUUCUCACCUCCUCAGUUGUGACAUGAGUUGUUGUAUAUUGUAAAUUGUAAUAUCAAAUGUUUUGUUUUCUAUACAGCGUAGUACUUGUACAAACAUUGGACACGCCUGCUUUUAUCUUGUCACUGCUUAACUUAAAAAGCUCCCACCGA
Molecule: messenger RNA, 4558 nt
Organism: Entelurus aequoreus (snake pipefish)
Lineage: Eukaryota; Metazoa; Chordata; Actinopteri; Syngnathiformes; Syngnathidae
Gene: pum1
Product: pumilio RNA-binding family member 1
Exons: 23
Coding region: 136-3756 (1206 amino acids)
Biological process (GO): regulation of mRNA stability; miRNA processing
Cellular component (GO): cytoplasm; cytosol
Molecular function (GO): mRNA 3'-UTR binding
Source: RefSeq, a predicted model, not a curated record